CCCCAACUACGCCGCUUGUUUUCUGGAUUUUAAGGAAAUUUACGCUCGAUCAACAUGAUCGAAACACUCAUUCAGAUGUAUUUAAUCUGACAUAUCGCUCUUUUAACGGGAUCUGAAUGGUCAGGAAAAAUAAACGGAGUCAUUAUUGUACAGUGGCGUGGGGAGAGAUUAAUUGUCAUCGGAUAUUGUCGAUAAAUCAUCUGUGAUGGAGUAUCACAGUGUCGGAUCCGGAGGGGUGAUGGUCACCGGUAAUAAUAAUGUACCUGCGUUUCUCACCAAACUCUGGAUGAUGGUGGAAGAUCCGGACACGGACCCGUUAAUCUGUUGGAGUCAUAAUGGCAACAGCUUCCAUGUGUUCGACCAGGGUAGAUUUUCCAAAGAGGUUCUUCCGAAAUACUUCAAGCACAAUAACAUGGCCAGUUUCAUUCGACAGCUCAAUACGUAUGGUUUCCGUAAAGUUGUCUACAUCGAGCAGGGUGGACAGGUGAAACGGGAGAAAGACAACACAGAAUUCCAGCAUCUGUAUUUCGUCCGUGGACAGGAAAACCUGCUGGAGAAUAUUAAGAGAAAGGUCACGACAGGUGGAAAUGAGUCCUACAGCACAACAGCUGUCGAGAUGCCAGCAGAAGAAAUACCAUCUCCAUGCUCACCUGUAUUCUCUUCCUCUGAGCCGAGUACAUCAGGCAGUGAGGGGAAGAAACCAACAACACCUCUGCAUUCUCCUCUACUCACUUGUGCAAGAGUGCCACAGAAGAGAAAGAAGAGAGGACAAGAUAAACGUCUUUCCGAGCAGCUUAUACUCCUGGAGGCCCGCUGCUUGGAGAGCCAGCAGAAACUUCUAAAAGACGGUGACGAAUACACUAGAUUUGGUGAAACUGUCGCAGACUUGUUGCGGAGGCUGCCAGAGCAACAUCGAUCACAGGCCAUGUUCGAUGUCCACAAGCUGUUGUUUGAGAUGCAGCAGCAGCACAAGUGAACAUGAUUGUCUUUUGUUAUUUCGUUUUUUCACGUUGUAUCAAAUUUGUCGUCUCCCUUUUUGUAAUAUAGUUCUCUCCUUUAACUUUUAAACGCUUAUUUGCAAUUUCUUAUGUAAAGCAUAAUAUUAUUAUUCACAUUAUUCACUUAUUUCUCUUUGUUCACCUAGUGAUUUUUUUUUUUGUGUGGAUUUUGCACCUUAUUAUUUUCUGCACUUGCCCAUUAAUAAAUGGAACAAAAUAACAUUUAGUUUCUGCUUAUUAGAUGAGCCAGUGAAGCAUUUUAGGUUGUAAUUUAUUUCUCUCCUUAUCUCUGCACAUGCAUCAAGCACUAGGAUGUGUAAUCGAGCUUGAAAUCUUGAUUGUGCACAGUGACUGCAAUAGCAAUGUUUAUAGAGUAAAAGGAGAUUUAAGGUGGUCUGUUCUCACCCAAAACCAUCUGGGUCUCUUCAGAAGACAUGUAUUGAACCACUUGAGUCGUAUGGAUUACAUUUAUGCUGCCUUUAUAUGAUUUUUGGAGCUUCAAAUGUCUGGUCACCAUUUAAUUGCACUAUAUGGAGCUACAGAGCUGAGAUAUUCUUCUAAAAAUCUUCGUUUGUGUUCAGCAGAAGAAAGAAAAUAUACAGUGCAUCCGGAAAGUAUUCACAGCGCUUCACUUUUUCCACAUUUUGUUAUGUUACAGCCUUAUUCCAAUAUGGAUUAAAUUAAUUAUUUUCCUUAAAAUCCUACAAACAAUACCCCAUAAUGACAACGUGAAAGAAGUUUGUUUGAAAUCUUUGCAAUAUUUGCAGUAUUUGACCAGUCAAAUACUUCUCGCUUAAUCUCAGUAACCAUCCUGUUUUUGACACUUGCACUCAUGGAUUAAAUUAAUAAUGGCUGACAGUGAAUUGUGAAUUUAUACACUGGUAUCUGUAAUUUAAAACUAUUGCUUUUAAAUUAUACUGCAUCCAGGCCACUAGGUGUCAGUGUAAAUCUAAAACGACAUGAACAAAAACUUGCUGAGUGCUCAUUUAAUUAAUCCUUUUAUUUUGUUAACAAAGUUUAAUGUACUUGUACAUUUUAUAAUCAGAAACCCAUUUUGUACAUUCGGCUUUCUGAACUGCAACAGUACUUAAAAACUAUUUAU
Messenger RNA from Xyrauchen texanus (razorback sucker), 2100 nucleotides. RefSeq names its product heat shock factor protein 2-like. Gene Ontology annotation, biological process: regulation of DNA-templated transcription. Bases 206 to 976 code for a protein of 256 amino acids. The record is from RefSeq and is a predicted model, not a curated record. Gene Ontology annotation, molecular function: DNA-binding transcription factor activity; sequence-specific DNA binding. NCBI's taxonomy places the organism in Eukaryota, Metazoa, Chordata, Actinopteri, Cypriniformes, Catostomidae. The transcript is spliced from 4 exons.